GUGGCAUCCCGGAGUGUGUGCCACCAAACCCACCUAAAAUCAGUGUUUCACGGCUUCUUGAAGCGGAUGAAUCUAUCAGCGGCACAACGCUGCUUUACCACGCAGUAGCCAAUCGGAUCCUGCCCACUCUUGAGAAACGUGAUGUGCUUGCAUGUUUUUUUGAGGAAGAUAAGCAGAACCUUCGAUUAGUGGAACACACACCUUUACAUUGGAAUUGGUUUUCGGGGCGUGAGAGAAACAGAAUUGAUGGAAUUAAAGUGUAUGACAAAAGAUCAGUCUCGCAACAAGACGGCAAAGGGUUUAAUAGGAGUCGAUCGCGCAGUGGGCAGUGCUCUGGCAAGCAGUGAGUUACCAGAGCGGCGCCAACAGAGGGAGUGAAAGACCGUCUCGUUCGUAGAGCUUCGUGUGGACGCACCACCGUCGAUGUCUCAACGCCUACAAAGAAGAUCUGUCGGACGCAACGUGCUGGCGUUGAUACUGACGGCGCUGGCGGCGGCAAUAAUGGGUCACUCCGACGGAGCCGUUAAUUCCCGGCGCUUCAACAUCGGGGGCGUCCUCCACUCCAACCAGACUCGGCACUUUUUCAGCAAGACGCUCCUAAGGAUUAACUUCGAUGGAGAGUCUGUAGCCGAAGAAACUACUCUGUACGAAGUGAUGGUGACACUGCGAGGGAGUCCUAUCACCACGGCUCUCCUCGUGUGCGACUCUCUCAUUACCAAGGGUGUGUACGCGGUUGUAAUAGCAGGUCCCCCGGGCGAGUCAGUCACCACAGCGGCCGUGUCAUACACAACGGGGUUCUUCCACAUCCCAGUCAUUUGCACGUCCUCAAGGGACUCUGCAUUUUCUGAUAAGAACAUCCACGUGUCCUUCCUGAGGACUGUACCGCCAUAUAGUCACCAGGCAGACGUAUGGCUGGCGCUCCUUAAGCAUCUGAAAUACCGCCAAGCCAUACUCAUUCAUUCCUCGGACAGCGACGGCCGCGCGCUGCACACGCGCUUUCAGAGCCUGGCGCGCGGAGGCGAGGAGGACACCGGAAUUAAGGUAGCCUCCGUGGUUGAGUUUCGCCCUGGAUCGGAAUCCUUUGUAAAGGAGCUUUCUGCCGUCAGAGAUCAGUUGGUCAAGGUCAUCUUAGUUUACGCCAGCCGGGAAGACGCUGAAACUAUAUUUCACGACGCAGACUAUUUGAACAUGACGGAUGGCGAUUUUGUGUGGAUAGUAACAGAGCAGGCUCUAGACUCCGCUCUCGUUCCCAUUGGCGCUCUCGGCUUACAGCUCCGAUACGCCCACGAUGUACAAGCCCACAUUGAUGACGCCUUACGCGUCGUUGCUUUAGCACUGAAGAGGUUACACGAAGACGAGGAGUUCAUUCAAGAGCCGCCCAUAUCUUGCGACAAAGAGGACUACUGGGGAGACACAGGAAGAACGCUCUUCAGGAUGAUUCGAGAACAGGUUCUGAUUGAUGGAAAAACAGGCAGGGUGGCCUUUGAUGAACACGGCGACCGCACUCACGCCGAGUACUCGAUCGUCAACGUCCAGGAGCGCAGAAUGCUAGCAACCGUUGGAGACUUCCUUCAUCAGACAGGGGAUGCCAUGAACCUGUCGUUGAAUCUGUCUAGCAUCAUGUGGCCUGGAGGCUCCUACGCUCAGCCCAGGGGGUACUCAAUGCCAACACAUCUCAGGGUGAUGACCAUCCAGGAGACGCCUUUUGUGUACGCAGAGCCAGUCACCGACACCCAGAUGUGUUUAGCUGAGGACGAGGUGUUGUGUCCCUUCACCAAUAUUUCUACACGAGAAACUAAGCUCAUGUGUUGCUGGGGAUAUUGCAUCGACCUUCUGCUGGAACUGUCAAGAAUCAACAACUUUUCGUAUACACUCGAGCUCUCACCUGACGGCCAGUACGGGGAAUACGACUAUAACGAUGAGGGGAAGAAGGAGUGGUCGGGCUUAAUCGGAGAGUUGACGCGAGGGGUCGAGGGCGUGGAUUUGGUCCUGGCGCCCCUGACCAUCAACCCCGAGAGAUCUCAGGCGAUCGAUUUUUCAAAACCUUUCAAGUACCAUGGCAUCACGAUUCUCAUUAAGAGGGGCCCCAAAGGUACAGCACUAGUCUCUAUCCUACAACCAUUUAGGGACACACUUUGGCUGCUUCUGCUCGCCACCGUUCAUGUCAUCGCUCUGCUCGUGUGGAUUCUCGACCAUCUGAGUCCUAUGUAUAAAAUGGUUGGAGGUGAUACAGAUUCUCUCAGCAUCUCAGAGUCUCUAUGGUUCUCCUGGGCUGUAAUUCUUAACAGUGGACUUACAGAAGGCACACCAAGAUGUCUAAGCGGUCGAGUUCUGGGCAUCGUGUGGGCGGGAUUCGCGAUGAUCAUGGUGGCUUCCUACACGGCCAAUCUCGCUGCUUUCCUUGUCCUUGAGAGCCCCAUCAACGACAUUUCCGGUAUCAACGACGCCAGGUUGCGCAAUCCAGUCGAAAACUUCACCUUUGCCACAGUGAAGGGGUCGGCCGUGGACAUGUUCUUCCGCCGCAAGACCGAGUUGGCCAAUAUGUACCGUGUCAUGGAGGCGCAUAAUUAUGACACUGCUGACCAGGCCAUCCAGGCAGUGAGAGACGGCAAUCUGCAUGCUUUCAUAUGGGAAAGCUCCCGCCUGGAAUACGAGGCUUCACAGGACUGUGAUUUAGUGACGGUCGGAGAGCUCUUCGGCCGCUCGGGUUUCGGGAUUGGAUUGCGGAAGGGCUCGCCUUGGUCAGAGAAAAUAACCAUUGACAUCCUAGAACUACAUGAGAGAGGUUUCAUGGAGAAAUUAGACAGGUCAUGGAUCUGGAAUGAUCAUUCUCCUUGUCAAGAUCUCUUUGGCGAGGACUUUUCCAAGCGUCUCGGCCUGAAGAACCUCGAGGGGAUCUUCCUCAUGGUAGCCGGUGGCAUCUUCUCUGGCAUCGUCCUCGUCUUCAUCGAGAUAUUGUAUGACCGCUGUAAGAGCAAACACGGGCAGGCAGCCCCACAGAAUCACAGACGGGGCAACAAUGACGACCAGCAUGACGCAGAGAAUACAACAGGCACAAAGGGCCUGCCACCUUCUAUUAAUGUCUCUAGUGGUCACAGGGGAAGCACGGCCUCCGAUCCCAGAUCGAACAAUGUCAUGCGCAAUGAAUAUGAAAGGCAUACCCCUAGUGAUGAAAAUGGUGAAAUGACUACAUCGAGUCCUCAUUUGUCGGGCAAUCAGGAAGCCUUCCAGGACGUUGAAGAACGUCUCAAAAAUAGUCCAAAUAUUCCAGAAGAAUGGAAGACACGCACGGCUCUCGAGUGGUUCCAGUUCUACCUAGACACACUGAAAAUGGACGCAGCCGGUGACUCCAAUGAGGCCGUCGCUAUAUUAGAAGACUUUGUGGAAUUUGUGAAAGAAACUGGCAUAACAUAUCUUAAGGACCUUUACCCUGAAGAAAUGAGUGGAAAGACAACUGAUCCAGAAAUAGACGUCGGGGAUGCCGCAGGCAUUAGUUACCACGAGGAAGGAUGGAAAUUCCCGGAAAACGUUUCCUCUGAUACCUCCCCAAAGUACAAGAAGGCUUCUUUUGAACAGUUGCCGGAUGUUGUGGACACACUGUAGGACGAGAUUGGUUCUAUAGAACACAUGAUCAUGAAUGUCAAGGAAUGAGUGUGACCCAGAAGACCGAUUCAUGUGCGCUCUAGUUAGUCUUAGUAAUCAG
Molecule: messenger RNA, 3703 nt
Organism: Penaeus indicus
Lineage: Eukaryota; Metazoa; Arthropoda; Malacostraca; Decapoda; Penaeidae
Product: glutamate [NMDA] receptor subunit 1-like
Exons: 21
Coding region: 424-3603 (1059 amino acids)
Biological process (GO): chemical synaptic transmission; monoatomic ion transport; regulation of membrane potential
Cellular component (GO): neuron projection; NMDA selective glutamate receptor complex; synapse
Molecular function (GO): NMDA glutamate receptor activity
Source: RefSeq, a predicted model, not a curated record